AUGGCGGCGAUGGCUGAAGCGGUAGCUUCUCUGAAGGCCCCAACCUACCCCAGCAACUGCUUGGAAUUUCUCAAGACGCUCAACAAGAAUGGCACUGCGCCGCCUCCCACUGCGAAGCUCAAACUAGACAUUAUCGUGGUGGGAGCAGGGCUAGGCGGGCUGGCUACAGCUAUCGCUCUCCAACAAAGCGGACAUAAAGUGACCAUCUUCGAGCAAACGCCUGAACUGGGCGAGGUUGGCGCAGGCAUCCAGAUCCCUCCAAAUUCGACCAGACUGCUGCUCAAACUGGGCCUUGGACCAUAUCUGGAGCCAUACGUGACUGAACCCGGAUCUAUUUCUUUCCGGAGAUGGCAAAGCGGCAAGACCAUCGGGUUCACCAACUUGAUUCCUGACUUCCGCAAGACCUUCGAUGCCCCGUACUAUGUCAUUCAUCGGGCAGACUUCCAUUCUGCCAUGUACAGGCGGGCUAGGGAUGCUGGGGUUCAAGUCAAACUGGCUUCGAGAGUGAUCGACUAUGACCCGCAAAUGCCGAGUAUCAAGCUUGCCGACGGAUCAUCGUACGAGGCGGAUCUGAUUGUCGCUGCAGACGGUAUCAAGUCCGUCGCCAGAGGAAAGCUCCACAGUGACCUUGAAAAGCCACUUGAACGGCCUGGCUUUGCUGCCUACAGAGCCACAGUGGACGUGGAAAAGAUGAAGUCUGAUCCCGAUAUGGCAUGGUUAUUAGAAAAGCCAGCACUGAAUAUCUGGAUUGGGGACAAACGUCAUGUCAUGACAUACACAAUCGGUGCAGGCAAGUCCUUCAACAUGGUCCUGUCUCAUCCUGAUGACACCGAUCCGUCGACGUGGAAUCAACUUACUGCCUUGCAUGAUAUGAGAGCCGAAUUCACAGGGUGGGAUCCAAGGCUUACAAAGAUCAUCGGACUUAUCAAAAACACCAUCAAGUGGCCUCUUCUCAGCGGCACGCCAUUGUCUCGCUGGGCAUCUGGCAAGAUCGUCAUUUUGGGUGAUGCUGCUCAUGCUAUGCUGCCCUAUAUGUCGGAAGGUGCCGCAAUGGCUGUUGAAGAUGGGGUUGCUCUUGCCAGAGCCCUGACAAAGAUACAAGCUCGAUCUGACAUACCGGAAGCUCUCCUCAUCUACGAGAAGGUACGGAUUGAACGUACUAGCCAGAUGCAGGAGGCCAGUCUGCUCAAUGGGCAAUUGUGGCACUUCCCCGAUGGCCCAUUGCAGCAAGCCCGUGACGAGGCGAUGUUGCCAGAGACAAAGGGUCUCCCCUUCACUCAUAGCCCCAACCAGUGGAGUGACCCGGCGACACAGAUGUGGUGUUAUGGGUAUGAUACAGAGGGAGAAAUCGACAAAGUGUUUGCGCAGCGGGGCAACCUCUGCCCUAAAGGGUUGCUAUAG
Molecule: messenger RNA, 1401 nt
Organism: Aspergillus terreus NIH2624
Lineage: Eukaryota; Fungi; Ascomycota; Eurotiomycetes; Eurotiales; Aspergillaceae
Product: putative salicylate hydroxylase
Exons: 7
Coding region: 1-1401 (466 amino acids)
Biological process (GO): secondary metabolite biosynthetic process
Molecular function (GO): monooxygenase activity; FAD binding
Source: RefSeq, a predicted model, not a curated record